Molecule: messenger RNA, 447 nt
Organism: Linum trigynum
Lineage: Eukaryota; Viridiplantae; Streptophyta; Magnoliopsida; Malpighiales; Linaceae
Source: the annotation of a GenBank genome assembly
AUGUUCCAGGUGGGGAAUUGGACAAAAAAAUGCAGCGCUAGCCCCCGCCGCAAGCAGGCGCAGCCAAGCUCCCGCAAAGCCAAAGUCGCCGCCACCGUCGAGACUGUCUGUCAUACUACUCGACCAAGGAAUGUUGACAGUCUACAAACGGCUGUUCACAGUUUGCUUAACACUCAACAUCCUCGCUUUAGUCCUCGCCGCCACCGGAAACUUCCCUUACGCGAGAAACUGAGCUGCUCUGUUUCCAAUAGCCAACAUCUUUGCUCUAACUCUCUGCCGGAGCGAGGCCUUUCUCCGGAUCGUAUUCUGGCUCGCCGUGAAACUUCUGGGGACUUCGUUUCUUCAGAGCUUGGGAGGAAUCCACAGCAGCUGCGGGGUUUCCUCUGUUUCCUAGCUCGUCUAUGCUCUGUUUCUCACCGUGAAAAACAGAGCCGACACUUCCUCUGA